This is a messenger RNA of Trichomonas vaginalis G3, 175 nucleotides long. RefSeq lists its product as uncharacterized. The annotation marks the transcript as partial. Lineage: Eukaryota; Parabasalia; Trichomonadida; Trichomonadidae. The transcript has a single exon. The record is from RefSeq and is a predicted model, not a curated record.
UGAGUAUAGUUCUGCCGAACCAUUGGAAGAGAAGAAGUACCCUUGCUGGCAAAAGACAAAAAUAGUUGCCUUAGUUGUCAUUGCAAUUGUACUCGUAAUUGAAUUCAUUGUACUUCUCUUCACGUACAUAAAACUCAAGGACGGCAUAUGCUUUAAGAAGCUACCAUCUUACUAA